Molecule: messenger RNA, 1353 nt
Organism: Thermothelomyces thermophilus ATCC 42464
Lineage: Eukaryota; Fungi; Ascomycota; Sordariomycetes; Sordariales; Chaetomiaceae
Exons: 8
Coding region: 107-556 (149 amino acids)
Biological process (GO): translation
Cellular component (GO): cytosolic large ribosomal subunit; ribosome
Molecular function (GO): structural constituent of ribosome
Source: RefSeq, a predicted model, not a curated record
AAAAUUACCCAGCCCUAAAAUCAACGCGGCGGGACCCGAAAAAGCAGACUUGCGAGCAUCACCGUCGAGGAAUUCGAGGCUUCAUCGACACUAACCAACAGCCACCAUGCCUACCAGGUUCUCUAAGACAAGGAAGCACCGCGGCCAUGUGUCCGCCGGUAAGGGUCGUGUCGGAAAGCACAGGAAGCAUCCCGGUGGUCGCGGUAUGGCCGGUGGUCAGCACCACCACCGCACCAACCUCGAUAAGUACCACCCCGGUUACUUCGGCAAGGUUGGCAUGAGGCACUUCCACCUCCUCCGUAACCACUACUGGGCCCCCACCAUCAACAUCGACAAGCUGUGGUCGCUCGUCCCUGCCGAGACUCGGGAACAGUACCUCAGCGGUGCCAAGACCGACACCGCCCCCGUUAUCGACCUCCUGUCCCACGGCUAUGCCAAGCUCCUCGGCAAGGGCCGUCUCCCCCAGAUUCCCUUCGUUGUCCGGGCGCGGUACGUCAGCGCGGAGGCGGAGCGCAAGGUGACUGAGGCUGGUGGCGUUGUCGAGCUCGUUGCUUAAGUCGGACGCGGUUUCGGUUAAAUCAAAGGCUAGCGAUUGACAUUUUUCGGUUACGAGGGAAAACCGAAUAGAGAACCCAAUGACAACGGAUCCGACGGUCAGAACGACGUCAGCUAUGGAUGCUAGGUCCCGGAGUCUGGAUUGGUUCCUUGGGGCGGCGGAAAGCACGCCUCGCAUUGCAGCAUUAGGGAAUGGGAUGUUUAUCCGCAUCAUCCGGGGGGUUCUGGCCGUCUUGUGUUCCAUAUCCAUCUUGAGGUUCGAGCAACUGAGUUCAUUGUUCGAAACAAGGAACGGUGAAAGAGGAAUCGUCUGCUUCAUGGAUCCACGAAAAUCAGACCGUGACGACUCUUGUUCGUUGAUGAGGUGCCCUUUGCAACCGGCACUCGUUCAUACCUCAGAUAAAGGGGAUAAAGGGGCUGUGUCGACCCUGACAUAAAAUCACUCUAGAUGGACAAAGUUACUGUCCUCAAGUCUUCGAAAAGAUUUCUCCCUGCCCAGAUUGCGCGCCGUUUUGAGUUCUAGAGACGCCGUGGGUAGCUAUGUAUUUGCGCGGCGGAGGUAACAGCCUACGCAGCAGGCAGACUCGAGUUGCGAGAAACUGCAUAUGAUCAGACGAGUAGGAUAAUCAGGGAGUCCAGCGCAGUUCUCGUCAGUCAAGUGUAUCGUCAUACCGCGUUGCUAUAGUCCUCGUCACAGCAAACCAUCUUAGGAUGUCCAUACCACCGACGUGAUAGUUAACGCUCAUGUAAUAUUCUCCCUCCACGAAAAAAAAAGGAAAGAAAAUAAAGAGGGAAAGU